AUGGCAAUCGGCCAAACGGUGACCGUGGUCAACAAGUCCGGCAAAGUUGUCAGUACAGGAAAACAUGUCGUCAACGUUUUCAAGGAAGCCAAGUCAGCGUACAGAGAACGCAAAGCCGAGAUCAAAGCUGUGCGCGAUGCGGAAAUUGAACAGAAGCGUGUUCAGAAGACACUUGAAAAGUUCACACUAGAAGACGAUCGUGCCUCACAAGCCUCUCGUCGCUCUCAGAGAUCGAGGAAAGAAGGAUCACAUCAAAAUCGUCCACUUGUGGAUCGUGGCUACUCGGACAGCUUCUAUGCCAACGACAAAUUUUUGAGUACGAGAAGCCAUCGGCAAUCAAAUCUACGCAAUAAACUCAGCCCAGAAGGCGAGAGACAACACAACGAACUGGUCCGAAGACAUACCACCGAUAUGGGCCAGGAAGUUAGAAGACCAAGGACCUCGCGCUCAGCAUCCGAGGCGGACAUCGACAUGGACCUUGCUUAUGGCGAAUUACCACCACCAUUGCCAGAGCGCCCUCAGGAAAACGAGAUCGAGUUGCGAGAGAAGAUGACGAAACUGCAACAACUCCUGGAUGAGGCAAACUGCGUUCAGCACUCUGUCAUCGCCACCAUUGAGAACCUCCAGAAGAACCCAGAUGCCUUAGCCGCUGUGGCCCUGACUCUUGGUGAGAUCAGUACCAUGGCAGGCAAGAUGGCCCCGGGAGUUUUGACGUCUAUGAAAACGGCAUUUCCAGCCAUCAUUGCCUUGCUUGCCUCGCCUCAAUUCAUGAUCGCUGCUGGUGUCGGUGUUGGUGUCACGGUCAUUGCAUUCGGUGGCUACAAGAUUAUCAAGAAAAUUCAGAAGCACAAGGAGGAGGCUGCUGAGCUCAAAGCUGGAUCGCAGCGUCAGAUUGCAGACAACGAAUCCGUUUCUGAGUACGAUGAGCUUUAUGAGCUCGACGGUGACCUCAGCCAUAUAGAGGUCUGGCGUCGUGGCAUUGCGGAUGCCGAAGCACAAAGCUUGGGUACAAGUGUGGACGGCGAGUUUAUCACACCCGAUGCGGGUAGACACCUUGUUGCGGAUGGCAUACUUCGCGAAGAGGACCUCAAGUCUAUGCGCUCGAGCAAGUCUCGCAAGACAUCCAAGUCCAAGAAGAGCAAGAAAGAUACGAAGAGUGACAAGGACUCUACUGUGAGCGGUUCAAAGGACAAAGAGAAGCGCAAGAAGAAAGAGCCGAGCGGUUUGAGGAUGCUGUUCAAGACGCGCGCAUGA
This is a messenger RNA of Aureobasidium vineae, 1254 nucleotides long. The record is from the annotation of a GenBank genome assembly. NCBI's taxonomy places the organism in Eukaryota, Fungi, Ascomycota, Dothideomycetes, Dothideales, Saccotheciaceae.